Molecule: messenger RNA, 2038 nt
Organism: Papilio polytes (common Mormon)
Lineage: Eukaryota; Metazoa; Arthropoda; Insecta; Lepidoptera; Papilionidae
Product: ubiquitin carboxyl-terminal hydrolase 7-like
Exons: 10
Coding region: 174-1877 (567 amino acids)
Biological process (GO): regulation of protein stability; protein deubiquitination
Cellular component (GO): nucleus; cytosol
Molecular function (GO): cysteine-type endopeptidase activity; protein binding; cysteine-type deubiquitinase activity
Source: RefSeq, a predicted model, not a curated record
CUUUACAUACAAAUAAAUCAUUUAAUCAUAGUUAAAUAUUUAUAAUAAUUAUUGCUAUUAAAGUUUAAAAUUAUCUACACAAUAAUAUUACUGUAACGUUAAGACUGGACGAAUUAGUGGAAUUGGUUUCUAAAUGAUUUAUUGUCAAAUUUGUCAGAAUUUGUGACUUUAUAAUGAUUGAAACAAGUACUCCUGAAAAUACGACGACUGAUUUAAUUCCUUUGACCACGGACGUAAUAAACGACGAGGAUGACAUCGCCCGGCCUGAAGCUACGUUCCGGUUCACAGUACAGAACGUCAGUCAACUGAAGGAACAGGUUCUAUCACCACCGUGCUAUAUCCGAUGUCUGCCGUGGAAGAUUUUAGUCCUUGUGCGUAACACAACCACCCCUGACCGUCAGCAACAAAAGGGCUUAGGUAUCUUUCUGCAGUGUAAUGGCGACUGCGACGCUCCCGGCUGGUCCUGCUAUGGUUUAGGCGAAAUUAAACUCCUAUCUUACAAGCCUGAUGGCCAACAUCUGUGUAGGAAAGUUCAUCAUAUGUAUCACAGUAAGGAAGAUGAUUGGGGAUUCACACAUUUUAUAUCAUGGAAAGACCUUUUGGAUAUGGAAAAUGGUUUCGUAAAGGAUGACGCGAUAACAAUAGAGGCACAUGUGGUAGCGGAGGCCCCGCACGGCGUGUCUUGGGAUUCAAAAAAACACACUGGAUAUGUCGGUCUUAAGAACCAAGGUGCGACGUGCUACAUGAAUUCGCUCUUGCAAACUCUGUUUUUUACUAAUGUGUUACGCAAGGCAGUUUAUAAAAUACCGACUGUCGGAGACGAUAGCUCUAGAUCUGUCGCCUUUGCUCUGCAACGCGUUUUCUUUGACUUGCAAUUUUCUGAGAAGCCAGUCGCAACUAAGAAAUUGACAAAGAGCUUUGGUUGGGAGACGUUAGAUUCUUUUAUGCAACACGACGUUCAGGAAUUUCUUCGAGUAUUAUUAGAUAAGUUAGAGAAUAAAAUGAAAGGUACUUUAGUAGAAGGCACGGUUCCAAAGCUGUUCGAGGGGAAAAUGACGUCUUUCAUUAAGUGCAAAAACGUUAAUUGCAGUAGCACUCGAGUGGAGACGUUCUAUGACAUUCAGCUAAGUGUGAAGGGAAAAAAUAAUUUGUAUGAAUCCUUCAAAGACUAUAUAAGUACAGAGACAUUGGAUGGUGAGAACAAAUACGACGCGGGAGAACACGGCCUCCAAGAGGCGGAGAAGGGCGUCCGUUUUGACGAGUUCCCACCUGUACUGCAUCUACAUCUAAUGAGGUUCCAGUACGACCCACAAAGCGAUGCUUCUGUCAAAUUCAAUGACAGGUUUGAAUUUUACGAAGAGAUAAAUUUGGAUCCGUACCUCCAGGAGAUCCCCCCAGUGCCGGCACAUUACACAUUACAUGCAGUGUUGGUGCAUUCCGGCGAUAACCACGGCGGUCAUUAUGUUGUCUUCAUUAAUCCAAAAGGCGAUGGAAAGUGGUGUAAGUUCGACGAUGACGUUGUGUCACGCUGCAGAAAAAAAGAAGCGAUAGAGUAUAACUUUGGAGGCAAAGAGGAUGCGCCUUACUUGGCGAGACGUGCUACGAGUGCAUACAUGCUUAUUUAUAUACAAACGUCGCAGCUGAACUAUGUGCUUCAAGACGUAACGGAGAACGAUAUCCCAGCGGACCUGUACGAGCGGAUCAACGAAGAGAUGAGAUACGAGAUGGUAAGAACAUGCGGCAGAAAAGUAAAGUGCAGAAAAAUUAAAUCAGACACAUCUGUAAGCUCCGCUAAGUACUACGCGAAGAUAUUCAGUGCAUUAAAACAAUUCUUCACUUUGCAGGCGUUAGCCAGCUCUAAAUACAAAGGAAGAUAGAACGAACCUCCAUAUACCGUUUUGUGAUUGAUUUCUUUAUUUGUGUGUUUUUGUUGUUUAAUUUUACUAUUUUUUUAAAUUAGCAUGACGCCGAUGGAGACAGAUUUCGUGUAAAUUCUAUGGAUAUUUUUAAAUCAAUAUAGCUGUUUACUUUGUGUAUA